Messenger RNA from Triticum aestivum (bread wheat), 2528 nucleotides. RefSeq names its product hydroxyproline O-galactosyltransferase GALT6. Gene Ontology annotation, cellular component: Golgi membrane. Lineage: Eukaryota; Viridiplantae; Streptophyta; Magnoliopsida; Poales; Poaceae. Bases 186 to 2120 code for a protein of 644 amino acids. Gene Ontology annotation, molecular function: hydroxyproline O-galactosyltransferase activity; carbohydrate binding. The record is from RefSeq and is a predicted model, not a curated record. The transcript is spliced from 7 exons.
CGCAGCGGGCAGACACGUACUACGUACCACGCCCGUCCCGCGGCCUCGGCUUUCCCGUUCCCUUUCCAUCCAUCCCUCCGUCCGUGGGCCGCCUCCGCUCCGCCCGGCUCGCCCCCCUCCCGACCCGCACCCGCGGCUCCGGCCGCCCCCCUCUCGCCUCCUCCCAGCUAGGGUUAGGGCUUGCAAUGCGGAGGGGGAUGGCGGCCGCCGCGUCGGCGCCCUCCCGCCGCCGCGCCGUCCAGGGCUUCGCGGCCUUCUUCAUCCUCGCCUACGCGCUCUUCCAGGUGCUCCUCGCCUCGCCGCCCUCCCUGCCCCUGCCCGGCGCCGCGGGGGCGGGGGCGCGCCACCUGCACGUCGACGGCGACGCGGGCGGGCGGGCCGCGCCGGCGCGCCCCUCCGUGCGCGCGCACCGGGAGGCCCUCGAGGCGGCGCCGUCGGGGAUCGUCUCCGGCCUCGACCUCGCCCGCCUCAACUCCUCCCGCGCCGGCGGCUCGCUGCGCAAGGCCGCCGCCGAGGCCGCCGCCGCCGGGGCCCGCGUCUUCGCCGACCUCUACGCCCUCGGGGGCGCCUCCCUGCCGGACCCGCUGGACGACGAGGAUAGGGCCAAGUGCCCGCACUCCAUCGUGCUCGCCGGCGACGACUUCCGCGCCCGGGGGCGGACCGUGGAGCUGCCGUGCGGGCUCACGCUCGGGUCAUACAUCACCGUCGCCGCCACGCCCUACGCCGCGCACCCCGAGCGGGACCCCAAGAUCGCGCAGCUCAGGGAGGGGGAGGAGCCCCUCAUGGUCUCCCAGUUCAUGAUGGAGCUGCAGGGGCUUAAGACGGUGGACGGCGAGGACCCGCCCAGGAUCCUCCACUUCAACCCCCGCCUCCGCGGCGACUGGAGCGGCAAGCCCGUCAUCGAGCAGAACACCUGCUACCGCAUGCAGUGGGGCACCUCGCUCCGAUGCGAGGGAUGGAUGUCCCGUGCCGACGAGGAGACUGUGGAUGGGAUGGUCAAGUGUGAGAAGUGGAUUCAGGACGAAGAUCAGUCCAACGAGUCUAAGACGACAUGGUGGUUGAAUCACCUCAUUGGCCGCACCAAGAAGGUUUCUAGUUCUUGGCCAUACCCAUUUGUGGAGGACCGCCUCUUCGUUCUUACUCUCACCGCUGGAUUGGAGGGAUAUCAUGUGAAUGUUGAUGGCCGGCAUGUGACGUCAUUCCCGUACCGCAUCGGGUUUGGGCUUGAGGAUGCUACUGGCCUAUCAUUGAAUGGGGACCUUGAUGUGCAAUCAGUGUUUGCGGGGACUUUGCCCACUACACAUCCUAGCUUUGCACCGCAGAAACACCUCGAGAUGUUUCCAGCUUGGCAGGCCCCUCCCCUACAAGAAGAACCAGCCGAGAUAUUCAUCGGCAUCCUGUCAGCUGGCAACCAUUUUGCAGAGCGUAUGGCUGCUCGCAAGACAUGGAUGUCUGCUGCCCAGAAGACUUCUAAUGUCGUCGCUCGAUUUUUUGUUGCGCUGCAUGCCAGAAAGGAAGUGAAUCUAGAGUUGAAAAAGGAAGCAGAAUAUUUUGGGGACAUUGUCAUUGUGCCAUUCAUGGACAGCUAUGAUUUGGUUGUUCUGAAGACGGUUGCGAUAUGCGAAUAUGGGGUCCGCGCCGUCUCUGCAAAAUAUAUAAUGAAGUGUGAUGAUGAUACUUUUGUUAGACUUAAUGCAGUAAUGGCUGAAGUUAAGAAAAUACCGACCGGUAGAAGUUUUUAUAUAGGGAACAUGAAUUAUCGCCACAAUCCAUUGCGCAUUGGGAAAUGGGCUGUUACUUACGAGGAGUGGCCAGAAGAGGAUUAUCCAACAUAUGCAAAUGGUCCUGGAUAUGUUAUAUCUGCUGAUAUCGCAGAUUCCAUUGUUUCAGAAUUUACAGAUCAUAAAUUAAGGCUCUUCAAAAUGGAAGACGUGAGCAUGGGAAUGUGGGUGGGCCGUUUCAACAACACCAGACCCGUCGAAUACGUGCACAGCGUCAAGUUCUGUCAAUUUGGAUGCAUAGACGACUACUACACCGCGCAUUACCAAUCACCCAGGCAGAUGCUGUGUUUGUGGGACAAGCUGCAGGCUGGGAGACCACGGUGCUGCAACAUGAGAUAGCGAUGAGGGAACCGGUGGCACCUGACCCCUUUUUGGUGUUGCUAAUCAUCCAUAUCUGCUGCUGAUGGUCCCGAGCCCGAGAUUGAAGGAGUACUUUUUGGUGGCAAAUUUUACAUUUUGUUAGAGAUGACAUGGGCCGAGUUUCAGCUAGAAACGACCGAGGGAAUGAACGAAGAGGCAGCUUGUAGGGACUCUUCUGGAUCGGCUUGUGGUGCUCCUCUUUCUCCCAUAUAUAUAGAAUUUCUGACUGCUCAAGAACUGCGGCUGUAAAUGUUAAUGGAAGAAAAGCUUAGAUGAAAUGAUACUGUUACUUUUUGAGUGGCUGAUUGUGGUUAAUGGUCGUGAACAACCCAUCAGGCACAGAAGAGCAAUCUUGCGAGUUUACAAUCAAUUAGUGAGUUGGUUUCA